Messenger RNA from Daldinia childiae, 1341 nucleotides. Its product is annotated as Sterol regulatory element-binding protein 1. Gene Ontology annotation, molecular function: protein dimerization activity. The coding region runs from base 1 to 1341 and encodes 446 amino acids. NCBI's taxonomy places the organism in Eukaryota, Fungi, Ascomycota, Sordariomycetes, Xylariales, Hypoxylaceae. The record is from RefSeq and is a predicted model, not a curated record. The transcript is spliced from 4 exons.
AUGGACGCAGGUGUUAUGCAGGACAUUGACGUUUAUCCUGCUGGUAACGACAAGACCUUUGAGACAUUCUUCGAUCAAUCUACAGACUACUCGCAGCAACUAUCAUCCAUCAGCUUCUGGGACGAACUCGAUAGGUCAGCUGAAUCAAGUGUUGUGAACUCGGUUCCGACUUCAGGCUCGCAUCAGACCCCCAGCACUUCCGCUGACUCGCCAGCCUCAACUGCUUCUCAGAACCUUUCUACCAUCUCGCAUAAGCACAAGCUUGCCAGACAGGAGCUACCUAAGAAGCGCCAGUGUUCUGAUAUCAGAAGAUCCAAAUUUGCCGAGAACCCAUCCACCCUCGACUGUUCUGAUUACUGGCUUCGCUUCGAUAGUGACAACGAGAGCGAUCCUCUCUUUGCUGAAAACCGAGAAAACAGAACCGGCAAGUCUCCGAUCCUAGCUCAACCUCGUCCUAGGUCAAGGAUUGUCGGGAGAUCCGGCAACAAUUUCAAAGUGGCUUAUCCGCCGUCGUCUACUGCUGAUCUAGUCGACGAUAGCGCCCUAGAUCACGCGCUAUCGGACGAAGACGACCUCUUCUCUAUGGCCUUGGCCGAUCAACUUACUAAGAACGACUCGGCCCCCAUACCUUCUGAAGUACCCCCGCGCGAGAGACUUUACUCGACGCCGCUAAGCUGGGAGCCGCCGCAGCCUGGCUUUCGCAUGGACUACGUGAACGUUAACCCCCCUUUUAACGACCCCGAGCGUCAGAGACUACUGGCUAUUGCUAUGGGCACGGGGCAAGUCCCGCAACAACAAAUAGCCGCAAGACAAGCUCCUGGAAUGGAUUUUAGAUUCGAAGUUAACCAAAGCCCAACUACUAUGAGCGAUAGUAAAAGCAAUACACCCGAGCCUCGUAUCAAGCCAACUGCAACACGACCCCAAGCACCAUCACGUACUAACUCCAUGGAUGCUACUGAGAAGUCCAAGGAGAAGCCUAGGAAUAGUGACCGGGCGGCACAUAACGACAUCGAACGAAAGUAUCGUACCAAUCUGAAAGAUAAGAUCGCUGAACUACGAGACGCUAUUCCGUCUCUACGCGCAAUACCUGAAGAUGGAGACGACAACGAUAACGGUGGCGCAUCGAGAACGGCACCUAAAGUAAGCAAGGGCACCGUCUUGACUAAAGCCACCGAAUACAUUCACCAACUGGAGCGUAGGAAUCGGUCGAUGGCACAGAAGAAUGAAGAACUCGCUCGCCGGCUACAUGCCUUCGAACAGUUGGUUGGCGCCGCUCCUGCACCAAAUUGGGCACCCCAAGGAUACGGCGCUUCUGUCUUCAACCCUAGAGCCUUUUCUUAA